Molecule: messenger RNA, 378 nt
Organism: Dictyostelium discoideum AX4
Lineage: Eukaryota; Evosea; Eumycetozoa; Dictyosteliales; Dictyosteliaceae
Product: ubiquitin-conjugating enzyme E2
Exons: 3
Coding region: 1-378 (125 amino acids)
Molecular function (GO): ligase activity
Source: RefSeq, a predicted model, not a curated record
AUGGGCCCACCUGAUACUGAUUAUGAAAAUGGUGUUUUUACAGCAGUUUUAACAUUUCCAACUGAUUAUCCUUUAAAUCCACCAAAAAUGAAAUUCAUUUCAGAAAUGUUUCAUCCAAAUGUAUAUCCAAAUGGUGAAGUUUGUAUAAGUAUUUUACAUCCACCUGGAGAUGAUCCAAAUCAUUAUGAAAGUAGUGUUGAAAGAUGGUCACCUGUUCAAUCAGUUGAAAAAAUAUUAUUAUCUGUUGUAUCGAUGUUAUCUGAACCUAAUAUAGAAAGUCCUGCAAAUAUUGAAGCAGCAAGAAUGUGGAGAGAUAAUAAAAAACAAUUUGGCGAAAAAGUACGAAUAACUGGUAAGAAAACAUUAGAAUUAAUAUAA